Messenger RNA from Penicillium malachiteum, 1761 nucleotides. RefSeq names its product tannase. The coding region runs from base 1 to 1761 and encodes 586 amino acids. Lineage: Eukaryota; Fungi; Ascomycota; Eurotiomycetes; Eurotiales; Aspergillaceae. The transcript is spliced from 2 exons. The record is from RefSeq and is a predicted model, not a curated record.
AUGACUCACGUUUUGAGCCUUCUUGCGUUGGCCGGCACGGCCUUCGCUGCCUCUCUGAGCAGCGCCUGCACCACUUCACGUAUUCGCGAAUCGCUUCCCGAGGAUGGAUACAUUCUGGGUGUCACCUUUGAUAAGGAUUCAGUCACAGCCAACGCGGUAUAUAAUGCCUCUCACUCCGGCGAGGUGUUCUUCCCCGACGCUACUAUCAACUAUUGUAAUGUGACGUUCUCUUACACCCACACCGGCUCGGACCAGAGCGUCAUUGUUGGCUACUACAUGCCUGCACCUGAUGCUUUCGAGAACCGUUUCCUUGCAACAGGAGGAGGUGCUUAUGCCAUUCAAUCUGGCUCCAUGUCCGCCCCUGGAGGUGUGAUGUACGGUGCUGUCUCUGGCUUUACCGAUGGUGGAUUUGGUAGCAUGGAUACCGAUUUCGACGACGUAUUUUUGCUGCGCAAUGGUACCAUCAAUUGGACAUCGGUAUACAUGUUCGGAUACGAAGCUAUCAAGGAGAUGACCAUCAUUGGAAAGCAGUUGACGAAAAACUUCUAUGAUGUUUCCAACAGCAGCAAGGUCUACUCAUACUACCAGGGUUGCUCCGAAGGUGGUCGUGAGGGCUGGUCUCAGGGUCAGCGCGCCGCGGAGGAGUACGAUGGCUUGAUCAUUGGUGCCCCAGCUAUUCGCUACGGUCAGCAGCAGGCUAACCAUCUGUACUCCAACGUUGUGGAGAAGACUCUCGACUACUACCCCCCACCAUGCGAGCUUGAGAAGAUUGUCAAUGAGACCAUUGCCGCCUGCGACCCGCUUGAUGGCCGCACUGAUGGUGUGGUCGCACGAUCUGAUCUCUGCCAGCUUAACUUCAACAUGACUUCCAUCAUCGGCAAGCCAUAUUACUGCGCCGCAUCUACCUCGACCAGCCUUGGCCUUGGUUUCGGUAAGCGUGCAUCUGACACUGAGCCCGCUCAGAAUGGAACCGUUAGUGCUGAGGGUGUUGCUGUUGCCCAGAAGAUUGUUGAUGGUAUUCACGAUUCCAAGGGUCGCCGUGCCUAUAUCUCUUACCAAAUGGGUGCCGCUUUUGAUGAUGCUGAGACCUCUUAUGAUUCCACUACUGGCGAGUGGGGCCUUGAUAUUGCAGGUGCUGGUGGUGAGUGGGUUGCUCGUUUCCUAGAGCUCUACGAUGAGGACAACCUGUCCUCCUUGGAAGGAGUGACCUACGACACUCUUGUUGGCUGGAUGAAGCAAGGCAUGACUCGCUACAUGGACUCCCUCCAAACCACCAUCCCCGACCUGACCGAGUUCUACGAAAACGGUGGAAAGAUUAUCCACUUCCACGGCGAGCAGGAUGAAUCAAUCCCUACCGGAUCCUCUGUGCACUAUUACAACUCCGUUCGCGAGACUAUGUAUCCCGGAAAAUCAUACAACUCUAGCACCAAGGCCUUACAGGACUGGUAUCGUCUCUUCCUGGUUCCAGGAGCCGCUCACUGUGCGCUGAACGAUGACGAGCCCAACGGACCUUUCCCACAGACCAACUUCAAGGUCAUGUCCCUCUGGGUUGAGCAGGGAAUUGUCCCUCACACUUUGAACGCCACUAUUCUCCAGGGAGAAUACGAGGGCAACAAUGAGCAACUCUGUGCCUGGCCUCUUCGCCCGUACUGGAUCAACAAUGGCAAGAAGUUCACUUGCGAGUACGACCAGGCUUCUAUUGAUACCUUCAAUUAUGAUUUCGAAUGCUUACAAGCUCCCCUUGUACUAAGUAUGGGCUAG